AUGGCGAAGCUUGACCUCACUAUUCCCAACCUUAGGCUCAAUGACGGAGCUACCAUGCCCAUGCUGGGCUAUGGCACAGGCACUGCGUGGUACAAGACCGGUGAAGAGUCCAAGAUUGACCAGAGCAUCAUCGACGCUGUAAAGAUGGCGAUUAAGCUUCGGUAUACACACCUCGAUGGAGCAGAGAUGUAUAAGACAGAACAAGAGUUGGGAACCGGGAUCAAGGAGUCUGGCGUUGAUCGUGAGAAGCUUUUUGUAACAACCAAGGUUGACAAUGACAACAUUCACGAUAUCGAGAACGCCCUGCAUAUCAGUUUGAAGAAGCUACAGCUGGAAUACGUUGAUCUCUACCUCAUCCACCAACCGUGGUUCGCACAGACUGAUGAGGACAUCCAGAAAGCGUGGGCGCAAAUGGAGGCCAUUCAAGCCAAGGGCCUGGCAAAGUCAAUUGGUGUUUCCAACUACACCUCAGCUCACCUCAAUGCUCUCCUGAAGACGGCCAAGGUGGUUCCUGCAUGCAACCAAAUCGAGUUUCACCCUUACCUGCAGCGCACCGAGCUCCUCGCUCUGCACAAGCAGCACGGCAUCGCCACUGCGGCCUACGGUCCUCUUACUGCGGCCACAAAGGCUGCGCCGGGGCCUCUGGACAACUACUUUGCGGCCCUUGAAAAGAAGUACGCUGUCGGCGCAGGCGAGAUCUCCUUGAGGUGGUGCAUCGACCAGGACAUUGUUCCUAUCACCACAUCGUCGAAGGAGCAACGACUCAGCGACUACCUUCGUGUUGCGACUUUCAAGCUCACACCGAAAGAAAUUCAGGAGAUCAACAAGAUCGGACAGCAGAAGCACUUCCGUGGUUUCUGGCAGAAGAAGUUUGAGGAUAGCGAUCGAACAUAG
Messenger RNA from Didymella exigua CBS 183.55, 894 nucleotides. Its product is annotated as aldo-keto reductase family 1 member C13. The transcript has 3 exons. The record is from RefSeq and is a predicted model, not a curated record. Gene Ontology annotation, molecular function: oxidoreductase activity, acting on NAD(P)H as acceptor. The coding region runs from base 1 to 894 and encodes 297 amino acids. NCBI's taxonomy places the organism in Eukaryota, Fungi, Ascomycota, Dothideomycetes, Pleosporales, Didymellaceae.